GCCCACUCGAGCGAGCCCGUCCUCCGCUCCCGCUUGGAUGGACAUUGAGUGUGUAGUGUCAGUCAGUGCGGGACAAAGGAGCCGCAGACAUGUCGUCGUCCUCAUCCUCCGAGCAGUACGAAGAGGGCGAAUACGAGAGUCAGCCCAAGAGACUGAAAAGCAAUCAGGAGGACGGGGAGCUGGACUAUGACUCGGAGGAGCAUGAGGAGUCCUAUUCCGCUACAGAGAGCAGUGCUCGGGGCGCAGCCGGCCAUGGGGACGGAGGUGGGAACCAUCACAAGGUGUCAGUCUCUCCAGUAGUGCAUGUUCGAGGGCUGUGUGAGUCUGUGGUGGAGGCUGACCUGGUGGAGGCGCUUUCUAAAUUUGGCACCAUAUGUUAUGUGAUGAUGAUGCCCUUUAAGCGCCAAGCUCUGGUUGAAUUUGAGGAUACUGAAUUUUCAAAGAAAUGCGUGACUUUUGCUAGCAAAGAACCAGUCUACAUCGCAGGACAACAGGCAUUUUUCAACUACUCCACAAGCAAACGGAUUACCAGACCAGCAAAUACUGAAGACCCAUCUGGUGGCAACAAAGUCCUUCUUCUUUCCAUCCAGAAUCCCCUCUAUCCAAUUACAGUGGAUGUCCUUUAUUCUGUCUGCAACCCUGUAGGAAAAGUGGAACGCAUAGUCAUUUUUAAGAGAAAUGGAAUUCAAGCCAUGGUGGAGUUUGAGACUGUGCUUAGUGCCCAGAAGGCCAAAGCUGCACUGAACGGAGCAGACAUUUAUGCUGGAUGCUGCACACUAAAGAUAGAAUAUGCCAGGCCCACGCGCCUCAAUGUUAUUCGGAACGACAAUGAUAGCUGGGAUUACAGCAAACCCUACUUGAACAGACGAGACCGGGGCAAGGGGCGCCAGAGACAAGCCAUUCUGGGCGACCAUCCGUCAUCCUACAGAUAUGAUGGAUAUGGAAAUCAUGGCCCAUUGUUACCAUUGCCAAACCGCUACAGAAUGGGAUCUAGAGAUACCCCAGAGCUGGUUUCUUAUCCUUUGCCUCAGACAUCUUCAUACAUCUAUGGUGGACCUCCGCUUGGUUCAGUAGCCAUGGUUAGUGGCCUCCACCAAGAAAAGAUGAACUGUUCUCGGGUGUUUAACUUGUUCUGCUUAUAUGGAAACAUUGAAAAGGUAAAGUUCAUGAAGACUAUUCCAGGCACGGCCCUUGUGGAGAUGGGUGACGAGUAUGCUGUGGAAAGAGCAGUUACUCAUCUCAAUAACGUGAAGGUUUUUGGAAAGAGACUUAAUGUUUGUGUGUCAAAACAGCACUCCGUUGUUCCAAGUCAGAUAUUUGAACUUGAAGAUGGUACAAGUAGCUAUAAAGAUUUUGCAAUGAGCAAGAAUAAUAGAUUUACUAGUGCUGGCCAAGCUUCGAAAAACAUAAUCCAACCGCCAUCUUGUGUUCUGCACUACUAUAACGUUCCAUUAUGCAUGGAAGAAAGUAUCUUCCAAAAGCUCUGUGAGGAUCACCAAGUUCCAAAAUUCAUCAAGUACAAAAUAUUUGAUGCCAAACCAUCUUCAAAAACGUUGUCCGGUCUGCUGGAAUGGGAAUCAAAGACUGACGCAGUGGAAGCGCUCACUGUAUUAAACCACUACCAGAUCAGAGUACCUAAUGGCUCCAAUCCUUACACAUUGAAAUUGUGUUUCUCCACCUCCUCUCACCUGUGAAGCCUUUGUCUCAGAGGACCCCGAGCACCCGUUCCGUUUUAUACUCUGCAUGAUCAUCAAUGCCUUGCAAUGGUUACAUCUUAUUGGGUGUUUUAAGCAGCACUACAUGUUUCUAAUAUUAUUUAACAUUGAUUUGUUUUUAUAAUUAUAAGCGUCAUUUUUAGUGAAUGCCAAAAAUGCAGUAUCUUUCCAGGCCUGUUUGUCACCUCCCUGACCUUACAAUUCCAGGUCUGUAUUUUAAAGACUAACCUAUUUUAAUGUUAGGAUGCAAUGUACAGAUUUAGUCUGUAUUAAAUAUGAAAUUUAUAUCCCAGCUGGUAAUUGGGGUUUUGGACAUGUCACUGUUGGGAGACCGGAAGGAAUAGGUUACAUACAGAUGUAGUAGAGUUAACACUCAUGCUUUAUGAGCUGACUCAUCUAAACUAAAUGCGUUAAGCAAACACCUUCAAUUGCUUUUCAAUGGCUUUUGUUUCAAGAUAACACGAUGAGUUAAGAAAUUUGAGUUAAGAGUUUGAGUGUUAACCCUGCUACAUCUGUAAUUGGUAAUACAUAGAAUUCCUGGGGAGUAGCACUGCUGGUUUACAUAAACCAAUUGUGGAUGUGAUCCAAAGAAUGAAUAGAGAGAACAGUUUCACCGAUCCUGCAUCCCAUGACACUACUGAUAAACCCCCCCCCCCCCCCCCAACGUAUGAUAACUAUUGCAUCAUAUAGGCUGCUAUGUGGGUGUGUAUAUAAGACUUUCCUUCCAACCCGAAGCCACUGGUCUUGGCCAUACACAUUUAAUAGCUGUUGGCGGAAAUCCUCCCAGCCUCCCCAUACAUAUGAUUGCUCUGUUCAGCUAAGUGUGCAUGUAUUCUGGAAGGGGAGAGGGGAGAAAGCUGCUGUUUGACAACCCUGUCUUGUCUCCUUUGAGGAAACAAAAAGCAUCAGACAUGUUGGAAUUUAACAUGAACAGUCCCCUUUCUCCUCGCCAACAACUGAACAUCCAAUACACAUUAGCUGUUUCGGUGUAUUGCCAGCAUAAACCUCUUUUACGACCAAUUUUAACAAGGAUUUAAUGUUACUGAAUUAGAAAAAUCAGCUGAAUGCUAGCCCUUAAAGAUUAUGCACAGAGCCAUACCGAUACCUCCAGAGUCCACGGGUGUGAAGCUCAUCUCUCCGGGGAGCAUUGCUUUUAGGGGAGAAAGUUGCCCUAACAUAUGGAGUCUGAUGGAGCACGCCAAUAUUUUUUCUCCAAGCAGGAAAGGCCUCCCGAUGGGGGUAGAGUAGAGGCCUCGGACCUCUAUUACAACGCUGUACAAUGCGGCCUGUGGAUUGGUUAAUCUUGGUUAUUAUGAAUGGCCACUAACGGGCUCUGCUCUAUUGCCAUCUGUAUAUUUGAAACUCUAUCUGUAGUUCCUAAUAUGCAGCCGUUCUGUUACCACGUACCUGCUCGAUAUUCCAGUUACACCCACUACAGAUGAUUUUAGGGUUUAUCGGGACAAUUUCAUUAGUUAUAAGUGUAUGAGAGCCAUGCAGGCGGUGACUUUAUCUGUCCCGAUUUUAGGAACCUUCUGUUCUUGUAGUAUGUGAUCAGUAUUAAAAGCUUCUAGGAAAAGCUAUAUAGAUGAUAUACAAUUAAAAAUAGUCACUUUGAAUGGAAUCAUAUUUCAUGAAGAUAGUGAUUUGGUUUUGACAGUAUUUGGAAUAAUUGUUUCUGGGCAUCGUGUAAUGUAAUACACACAUAAAUCUACCAUACUUCUGUUCAGGACAUGGGAAUUAUGUGGCUGUGCCUCUCCAUAUGUCCAGGCCUGGGACACCUCUAUAAGCUGGAGGAGAAGUCGCUUAUUUAUAGGGCACUGCUCAUACAGACUUUUCCUUUUCUCUUGGAUUGAGAUUUUUCAAAGCUGGUCAUAUCUCAGCCAAGAGGAAAUAUAAGGAAGGAAACAUCUGUGGGUUUAUCUUUUGGCUCUGUUCACAUCUGCAUUGUUCACGUGUUGUUCUGGUUUGUCAGAUGGCCCACCAGAGUACCAAAGGAUCCUCCGGGGGUACAGGCUCUAACCAUAGUGGGCCCCAAAACUCCAAUAGCAAAAAAAAUAUGUUAUGUCGAGCAGACACCAGGGACUAAUGUAUGUGGUCAGCAAUAAUGUCAAUCGCAUACUUUUACCCCCCUAAUGAGGAUCGGGGGAUCCGGAGUGUGAAUAUACAAUCAGGUCCAUAAAUAUUGGGACACUGCCACAAUUCUAACA
This is a messenger RNA of Bufo gargarizans (Asiatic toad), 3922 nucleotides long. It is a transcript of the gene HNRNPLL, whose product is annotated as heterogeneous nuclear ribonucleoprotein L like. NCBI's taxonomy places the organism in Eukaryota, Metazoa, Chordata, Amphibia, Anura, Bufonidae. The transcript has 13 exons. Gene Ontology annotation, molecular function: mRNA binding. Gene Ontology annotation, cellular component: nucleus. The coding region runs from base 90 to 1694 and encodes 534 amino acids. Gene Ontology annotation, biological process: regulation of RNA splicing; mRNA processing. The record is from RefSeq and is a predicted model, not a curated record.